Molecule: messenger RNA, 448 nt
Organism: Cetraspora pellucida
Lineage: Eukaryota; Fungi; Glomeromycota; Glomeromycetes; Diversisporales; Gigasporaceae
Source: the annotation of a GenBank genome assembly
CCUAAACUUCAAAAAGUCAUUGCAAAGAAAGGUGCACGUCAGGUUCAUCGUGUUUCGUAUGGCAGCAAUCAUGAACACAUCUCCGUAUGCCCAACUAUUUCAGCUGCCGGAACAUACAUACCUUCAUUAAUAAUAUACAAGGGAAAGCGGAUGAUCUCAGGCCUUUUAGACGGCACUCCUGCUGGCACUGUUAUGGGGUUUACCGAUACGGGGUAUAUGCAAAAGAGCCUAUUUAGAAAAUACAUAGAGCAUUUUGUUAAUUCUAUUCCUCCUAUUCACUCUGUUUUACUAAUCCUUGAUGAACACAAGAGUCACGUCAAUUAUACUUGUGUCAAUUUCUGUUAUAAAAAUAAUAUACUUCUCUACACCCUUCCACUACAUACUACCCACAUCUUACAACUUGCGGAAUUACCAUUUGCUCAACUCAAAAAAAUAUAUGACGGCGAAU